GAGAGAGAGAGGAGGCGCCGCAAAUAAAUGCUGACCUAUGAUUAUAACUCAGAGUGUUUGACAACUUCUUUACCUUGAACAUGGAAAUCCCCGUGAAAACCCAGUUAAUCUUCUCCGUGGCCUCAGGAAGUGGUGGCAGCGUCAGCCUGAGACGAUUAGUACUGCAGCACGCGUACGUCCGGCUUCCCAAACCUCCGAGGGAGCUGCUCGUGCAACACACUGAGACUCGUCUGGAGCCCAGGAAGAAGCUUGGGUCUGAGUAUGAGUCCCUGAUGGAAGUGGCGGCGCUGUCAGCCAGUCCAGCUGGCCACCUCUCCGGGCCCAUAGUCGUGGGGGGCAUCUUGGCGGAGGGGACUGUAAGGGUUCAUGGAGCUCCUGGCUCAAAUUACAAGCAAAAGUACUUGAAGGGCGGGAACUUGAGGCUGCUGAGUACCCCCUUGGCCGAGGGAGGGGACCAGGCCUUCCUCACACUUAGCUUUACUCAGGUCAACCGCAAGAGUCUGGACUUCCAGAUCAAGUAUGGGUCCAGCCUGCAGCACCUCCACGGGGUAGUGAGCCAGCUAAAGGCCCACCUGCAGCAGUCUGGCAGCCUCAGUGGCGCCCUCCGGUCGUGGAGUGAUUGUCUUGCUGUUUGGGUGACUUAG
Molecule: messenger RNA, 644 nt
Organism: Eriocheir sinensis (Chinese mitten crab)
Lineage: Eukaryota; Metazoa; Arthropoda; Malacostraca; Decapoda; Varunidae
Exons: 4
Coding region: 81-644 (187 amino acids)
Source: RefSeq, a predicted model, not a curated record